CAAAAUUUUCAAUCUUCAAAUGAAAAUAGUGGAUCAUCUCUCUCUCCGAAAUCCCGCGCUUCUCUCGUUCUCGCUGUGGCUCUUCACAAUCGUAGCACCGACUUUUCUUCUCUGCGAUCCAAAUCUAAGCCAUUACAACUUCAACACUCACUCGUUCUUUUAGUGGGCCACUUGUUUGAAAUUAUUUUGGGAUUUGAGGUUGUUGAAUUCUGGUGUUUGAGAUGCAAUCGGGAGAUGGGGGUAGUAGUACCCCUAAGACGGAAUUGGAAGGUGAGGCUUUGAACACAAAGAUGAAGAAGAGUGGAAAUCUAAGCGGCAAAGAUAUGAUCUUCAGAGCUGAUAAAAUUGAUUUGAAAGCUUUGGAUGCUGAGCUCGAAAGGCACAUGAGCAGGGCUUAUUCCAGAAGUGCCGAGGCAAGGAGGCCUAGAGAAGAGUGGGAGGUUGAUUUGGCCAAAUUGGAUUUACGAUAUGUUGUUGCGAAUGGAGCUUAUGGCACUGUCUACAAGGGAACUUAUGACAACCAAGCUGUUGCAGUGAAAGUGUUAGACUGGGGCGAGGAUGGUGUUGCCAGUGUGAAUGAAAUUGCUGCUUUACGAGCAGCAUUCCGGCAGGAGGUCACUGUUUGGCAAAAACUUAAUCAUUCAAAUGUCACAAAAUUUGUUGGAGCUUCUAUGGGCACUUCAAAUCUUAAGAUUCCUUCAGACGCUGGUGGUCAAAAUCCCCUUCCUUCCAAGGCGUGUUGCGUUAUUGUUGAGUUUGUUCAUGGUGGGACAUUAAAACAAUUCUUGAUGAAAAAUAGGCGGAAGAAACUUCCAUUUAAGAUUGUGGUUCAGUUGGCUUUGGAUCUCGCUAGAGGUCUUAGUUAUCUACAUUCGAAGAAAAUUGUUCACCGUGAUGUAAAAACUGAUAAUAUGUUGUUGGAUGAAAAUCAAAAAUUGAAAAUAGCUGAUUUCGGAGUUGCUCGGGUUGAAGCGGUAAAUCCAAGUGAAAUGACGGGUGAAACUGGAACCGUUGGAUACAUGGCGCCGGAGGUUAUAAAUGGUAAGCCAUACAACAGAAGCUGCGAUGUCUACAGCUUUGGCAUUUGCUUGUGGGAAAUUUAUUGCUGUGACAUGCCUUAUCAAAACCUGAGCUUUGCUGACGCGUCGUCUGCCGUUGCUAAUAAGAAUUUACGACCAGAUAUUCCUCGAUGUUGUCCAAGUGAGUUAGCAACUAUAAUGAAAACAUGCUGGGAUAAACAUCCAGAAAAGCGUCCACAAAUGCAAGAGGUGGUGAGAAUGCUGGAAGCACUUGACACAAGCAAAGGAGGUGGAAUGGUACCAUAUGAUCAGAGACCAUCUUGUUUUUGCUUUAGACGUUUUCGUGGUCCAUAAUUAUUCAUACUCGAUUUUUGAUGAGUAUUAUUAUGUACAUUACUAGUAGUUACUGUCGACUAUGUAAACCUGGGAGAUAUGUUGCAGCUUUCAACUGUCAUUUGCUGGCUUGUCAAUUUACUGCUGAAUUAUAUACUUUUUAAUAAAAAUGAAUCGGAUAUUGAACUAGUA
Messenger RNA from Lathyrus oleraceus (garden pea), 1544 nucleotides. RefSeq names its product serine/threonine-protein kinase STY13. Gene Ontology annotation, cellular component: plasma membrane. The record is from RefSeq and is a predicted model, not a curated record. The transcript is spliced from 7 exons. NCBI's taxonomy places the organism in Eukaryota, Viridiplantae, Streptophyta, Magnoliopsida, Fabales, Fabaceae. Gene Ontology annotation, biological process: protein phosphorylation. The coding region runs from base 222 to 1373 and encodes 383 amino acids. Gene Ontology annotation, molecular function: ATP binding; protein serine/threonine kinase activity.